This is a messenger RNA of Raphanus sativus (radish), 1128 nucleotides long. RefSeq lists its product as uncharacterized. Bases 1 to 1128 code for a protein of 375 amino acids. The transcript has 4 exons. NCBI's taxonomy places the organism in Eukaryota, Viridiplantae, Streptophyta, Magnoliopsida, Brassicales, Brassicaceae. The record is from RefSeq and is a predicted model, not a curated record. Gene Ontology annotation, molecular function: zinc ion binding.
AUGUCGGGCUUCUUCACAGCCAAUGAUGCUGUUGUUGGUAAUGAUCAGAAGUCAGGCACCUUCUGGAAACGAGUUGGAGAAUACUACGCAUCUAGUCCUCAUGUUAGAGCGAGCAGUGAGAAGACAGAGCAUAACCAUUGUAAGCAGAAGUGGCAUAAGAUCAACGACUGGACGAACAAGUUCUGUGGAGCAUUCGCUGCUGCAGAGAGACAAAUGACCAGUGGACAGAGUGAGAACGGCGUUCUAAAGCUGGCUCAUAAAAUCUACUACGAGGACCACAAGCAGAAGUUUACCGUUGAGCAUGCGUGCACCAAUGUUGGUGACGUUGCUUACGUUGAGAUGCGACCCGAAGGUGUGAAGGCUGCUAAAGCAAGAAGGAAUAAUGGUAAAGGGAAGACUCUUGAGGAGUAUAAGACUACGUGUGAGCUGAAGAUGGUAGAUUUGGUGAUGAAGGAUAAACUAUCCAAGCUCGCCAUUCUUGACACUCUCCUUGCUAAGAAGGAACCACUUAGUGAGGCUGAAGAAGUUGUAACACAAGCAGUGGGACUGGAUUAUAGCUACACACAGCCUUCUGAAUCGGAGGACCAUGGUUUAGGAGACUCAGCAGACAGUGGCUACAGCCAAACCGAAGCUGAGUUUGAAGCUGGUAUACUGCUGGACCAAGCUGAGAUUGAAGCCUCGCGGGUUCAGUACCCUCCGCAGCAUGAGGUCGAUUUCGGUUUCCCGAAGGAAUGCUACUGUGGUGGCAAACUGGUUGUAGCCACAUCUUACACAAGAAAUGAUCUGGGGCGAAGGUAUUACACCUGUGAGAACGUCGACGACGGAGACUGCCACGUUUGGAAAUGGUGGGACGUGGCGGUAAUGGAGGAGAUGAGAGCCAUGGGUACGCAGGUUGGCCAGCUCGCUGAGAAGGUAGAUCAUCUAGCGUUUGCAAGUGACUACGAGACAUAUCUAAACCAGGAAAACUCUAGGUUUGGUAAUGAGAUUGAACAAAAACUUAUUAGGCUUAAGAAAUUAGUCCUUGAGUUAGGUAAGAAGAAAACAAGGGAUAUGAAUGGGUUAGAAUUCGUUGUUGCUGUAAUGGUUUUCGUUCUAGUUGUACUAGGAAUGGUACUCAUGUUUAAGUAA